Molecule: messenger RNA, 1643 nt
Organism: Limanda limanda (common dab)
Lineage: Eukaryota; Metazoa; Chordata; Actinopteri; Pleuronectiformes; Pleuronectidae
Gene: pex2
Product: peroxisomal biogenesis factor 2
Exons: 2
Coding region: 37-1026 (329 amino acids)
Biological process (GO): protein import into peroxisome matrix
Cellular component (GO): peroxisomal membrane
Molecular function (GO): zinc ion binding
Source: RefSeq, a predicted model, not a curated record
GAGAGCUGGUGUGUCUCUGCCUUCUUCUGGAGAGAAAUGGCAGGUUUGGAAAACGGGGACAACCAGGAGAGGACAGCUGGAAGCUCUGCUCCAGAAACUGAUGGCGAGCCGCAGACCCCGGUGCUGCGCAUCACUCAGCUGGAUGCCCUCGAGCUCGACUCUGCCCUCGAGCAGCUGGUAUGGACCCAGUUCUCCCAGUGCUUCCAGAACUGCCGCCCCGGCCUGCUCACGCCUCUGGAGCCUGAGCUGAGGGCUCUGCUCCAUCUGCUCGUGUGGAGGUUCACACUCUACUCCAGCAGCACCACCGUGGGCCAGUCUUUACUCAGCCUGCGCUACCACAGCACUCUGUCCUCCUCUCCCCGGUACAGUCCUCUGUCCAGCAGGCAGAAGUUGGGUCUGGCCCUGCUCACCGCCGGCCCCCGCUGGCUCCAGGACCGCUCCCAUAGCCUGCUGCUGGGUUUGGGUUUGACUCCAGGAGGGCCUGGAGGAGACAGUGGUUUCCUCCUACAGGGUCUCCGUACUUGCCUGACACUUGUUUCUAGCAUUGCCCAGCUCGCAGGUCUCCUCAACUUCCUUGUGUUCCUGAGGAAAGGUCGCCAUCCUGUCCUGGCUGAACGGAUCACGGGAGCUCAGGCGGUUUUCAGCAAGGCCAAUGUGCACCGGGACAUAGACUACCAGUACAUGAACCGGGAGCUGAUGUGGCACGGUUUCGCUGAGUUCCUCAUCUUCCUGCUGCCGCUGAUCAAUACGGGGAAACUGAAAGCAAAGGUGUCUUCACUUGUUUUCGGGGGAGAAAGGGCCACUGGGGAGGGAGGGGAAGAAGAGCAAGGGGUGUGGAAGGAGUGUGGCCUGUGCGGAGAGUGGCCCACGAUGCCUCACACUGUGGGUUGCCGGCAUGUCUUCUGCUACUACUGCAUCAAAAGCCACAGCGUUGCAGACGCUUGCCUCACCUGUCCCAAAUGUGGUGCAGAUGCCGGGCAACCGGAGCCGGUCCAAAUAGAGGAGGAGGUGAUUGGCAGGCCAUGAUACGGAGAAGAGUUUAUUUUUUGAAAUUGCACCGACGUGAAACUGAAAUAAAAAAUUGUGUUUUAUAAUUCCAUAGCUGUCCAAACUUAAUUCAGGGAACAUUCUCAAUUGCCUAUUGCAGAAUAAUCGUAACAUCUAAGUGUUAACAAUAUUUUGGUUCAUUUAUCACUGGACAGAAGUAUAUUUAUAACAUGUAGAAAAAGAUUUUGCGGCGCCUGAUCUAUGAGCAGCCCUCAGAUUCACAAGGUCGUGGUGGAUGAGUUUAUGACUGGACUUCAGUCUUUAUGAUGUCUGUGCCUUCCUGAACACACAUCGACCUGCUAUGUUUAAUGCAUGCGUGCAUAUAUUGACAAUCCUCUGGCCCUUCUGUUUCUCCAGCCGGACUUUGGACAGAACUAUUUGUCUUUGCUGCACUGGACAGACUACAGAGAACCACACAGAGCAUAUAUUUGAUGAGCGAACGUGUUGAUUUAUGCUCCAAAUUGGCUCUGUGUGAGUGUGUGUAUGUGUGUGUGUGUGUGUUUGUUGAAAUGGGAAUAUUUGUUCUGAUGAAAAAUGCAGAAAGUCAGCUGAAUAAAUAAUGGGAGGAAUUUCUGAUGCCUCUCAUCAUUGCCAAA